Messenger RNA from Melospiza georgiana, 675 nucleotides. Its product is annotated as ras-related protein Rab-42-like. The record is from RefSeq and is a predicted model, not a curated record. The transcript has 2 exons. Gene Ontology annotation, molecular function: GTP binding; GTPase activity. Gene Ontology annotation, cellular component: Golgi membrane. Bases 1 to 675 code for a protein of 224 amino acids. Lineage: Eukaryota; Metazoa; Chordata; Aves; Passeriformes; Passerellidae.
AUGGAGACAGUGACAGAUUCCCCCCAGGAUCCUGAGCCCGAGGGACACUUCCAGUUCCGUGUCAUCGUGCUGGGAGAUGCAGCCGUGGGCAAGUCCUCCCUGCUGCGCUGCUUCACUGAUGGGCUGGCUGGGGGUCCUGGUGGGGCGGCCGUGCCAGGCCCCACCGUCGGCGUCGAGUUCUACAGCCGGACUAUCCCGAUGCCACCCGCCGGCAAGGCCAAGCUGCAGCUCUGGGACACGGCUGGCCAGGAGCAGUUCAGAUCCAUCACCAAGUCCUUCUACCGGAGCGCGGCGGGGGUGCUGCUGGUGUUUGACCUCACCAACCGAGCAUCUUUUGAACACGUUCCUGAGUGGUAUCACGAGGCUGCGGGGGACCAGCUGCCUGCCUUUGUCCUGGUGGGACACAAGUGUGACCUGGAGGAUGAGCGAGCUGUGUCAGCAGAGGAAGCUGGACACCUCGCCGCCACUCUGGGCAUGGCCUUCGUGGAGACCUCGGCCCACAGCAACCUCAACGUGGAGUUGGCCUUCCAGACACUGGCUGGAGGUAUCCAGCAGGCACUGGGCCAGGGGAUCCUUGCCCCACACCAGGGAUGUGAUGGCAUCAGGCUCAUCCCCAGCCAGAGUCACCGCCAGCCCCUGGCAGGGAGGAAGCCCCACAAGCACUGCCAGUGCUGA